AUGACCUACAAGACAUUCAGCUUCCCACAAUUCCCUGAUUAUACCGUAUUUGUUGGAUACUAUACAGACAUAACGCCGGAUACAUUGAAAGUGGUCAAAAAUGAAUUAGUCUCAGGAAACCAGACCUAUAAUUACUGCUUCGUUAACACGGCUCAUCUCAUUUCAGUCGAUCAACUUUAUUGCAGUCUACAUCGUUCUAUCCAGAACCAUGUUUUCGGUAGAAUGAAGGCCAAGACGCUCAAUACGGAAAUUUUGUAUAAUCUUUCACCCACAAACAACAUCAACGAGGCAUUGAAAAGGUUUGGUGUUGAUGAGAGUCGUCCGGACAUCAUUGUCAUAAAGGUAGCACAGAACUCGGAGGACGACUUGCUGAGUUACAAUGCUGGCAUUGAAGAGCUUCUAAGUGCAAGCUCAACGACGGAGCUCGAAGAUUCCGUUUUGGCUAACAGAGUGGAUCUCAGAAAGUUCUUGAAGUUGUUCAAGAUUCAACAGAGUAACGAGGACUUGCAAAAAGCCCAGCUGCAAUACACAAGUGAAGCGGUUGCGGCUAGUCUAUUGAGGGGUUGUUGA
This is a messenger RNA of Candidozyma duobushaemuli, 570 nucleotides long. RefSeq lists its product as uncharacterized. Gene Ontology annotation, biological process: tRNA threonylcarbamoyladenosine modification; telomere maintenance via recombination. Gene Ontology annotation, cellular component: cytosol; nucleus; EKC/KEOPS complex. The record is from RefSeq and is a predicted model, not a curated record. Lineage: Eukaryota; Fungi; Ascomycota; Pichiomycetes; Serinales; Metschnikowiaceae. The transcript has a single exon. Bases 1 to 570 code for a protein of 189 amino acids.